Symbiodinium natans is the source of this 4140-nucleotide messenger RNA. Lineage: Eukaryota; Dinophyceae; Suessiales; Symbiodiniaceae. The record is from the annotation of a GenBank genome assembly.
AUGAAGGAUAAAUCAUCAGAUGUGUUUUGUGUUCCGGACACAGCCGAGGAGAAUCCUUCGGCAGAGCUUCGCGGGCUUGCUGAUUCCCUGGUUGUUUGGGGCUCGGCGGCUGAGUUGGAAGGCUCACUUCUUGGCUUGUUGACUCAUGGUGUUGUUAUCGUAUCGAAGGCAGACGAUAAGGUGGACCGGCUGGCAGGUCAGUCGUUCCAGCUCUUGCAUCAGCUCAUUGUAGAAAAUGGGGUCCACCUCGUCGUGUAUCCUUUGGCCCGGUCUUUCUUCCAAGAACUGGGGCUGAAAGUCCAGAUGGACUGGUGUCCCAGAAGAGCUGCGCGGCAGAUGUCGGGCGGUGGCUUUGAGCAUGGGCCGGCUGAGCUGCCUGGGGGAUCAGUUGGAUCCGAGUGCACAAGGACAAGCUCUCUGCCACAGACCACGGAUGGAGUCUAUGGAGAUAGCGGCAACGGCCUUGCAUCUGCCUGGACCACCCCAUAUGGGAAGGGGCGCAUCACCUACUUUGGAUCACCAUACAGAGAAAUGCCUUUGCAAUGGCGGUGGCUGCUUGCAAGUGCACUGAACACGACCUGCACGAACAGUUCCUUGAAGCAAACUACUGAUAGUAAUGCAACCACAUCCCCCAUCCCGGCUGCAAUGGUGGAGUGUGGAAGCGUUGUUCAUGGAGCCUUUGCCGGGGCCAGCAGCAAGCACGUCUUUUGCACCCCAGAAGAUCCAGGAGCAGUAGGCGAAGUGCUUCUGAGCACAUGCACAUCUUCCUUCGACACUACGCUGAAGGUCACACAAGCAUCGGAUGAGCAAGAGCAGCGGUCAUGUGACGAUUGCGGAGAAUGUGGGGCGCAGGCAGAGAUGAAGCUUAGCACCCUUGUCGCUUCAACGUGCUACGACAUAGCGGUUGGCCAGUACAGCAAGUACAGCCCCCCUCCUCAUGCCGGGAACUACACACUUUGGGUCUCCUGCUGCGACCAAAGCCUGUGCCACGGCCGGGGCCAAGUGACACACCGCGGCUGGGGGCCUCCGGGCACUCCGGAUGCUCCAAGUGUCCAGCCGAUCUGUGGCUGCGACUGCACCUAUCCCUUUGCGGGACCCAGCUGCAGUGAAUGUGACCCACUUGCUUUGGCAACCCUCAACAACAACUCAUGUGAGAGUUGCUUUGCUGGAGAGGCCCACCUGGCAGGGUUGGAGGGCUACUCGCUGAUGUGGUCCCCUGACUUCGCGCAGGUCGCACAGGUCGCACGGGACAGUGCAUGCUCCGGCAUCAGUGUUGAUUUCUCGUACUCGUAUGGUGUUUCGAGGGCUCCGGAGCCGAGCCGCUUCGAGAACGGAAGCUUCGGAGUUGGGAUGCCUCCCUGUCCGUACCCAAUGGCUGGACCGGUGCUAUACUUCUAUGCCAACUCCUGGAAAGUCCUGGGCACCAUUUCUUGUGCCCAGAAGAUUUCCUGUGAUUUCAGUCUGGACCCAAACACAUUGCCUGGAUCGAGGCGCUUUGCGAUGCAGAUGCUCGCGUGGUCGGAGCCGGAGAGCUGGAGGAAGAGCUACUAUGCGAAGUCAAACCUUGCAGCUUUGUCAUUGCUUGAGCUCCUACUCAACACGUUUAGCUCAAGCAGCGGCACCUACUUGGUCAAUGACAUCUGGGGAAACAGCUUCAACGCCAGCUUCAAUGCCAGCUUGAACUCGUCCUUAGAAGCAGCACAGGGCUUCUUCAACAAGAUGAGCCAUCGAUAUUCUCGGUACUCUUCGGCUUGUUCUUGGCCUGACCUUGCUUUCCUUGAGAGUUCUGAGGCUCCCGAGCUGUUGAUCUUGGUUGGACCCUUGUGUCAGGGAGCCGCGCACUCGCUCGAGGCCUUGGUCCGGGUUGGCACCCAGAUCCUCCAUUUGGACAACGAUCCCGAGCCCAUGCCUCCCUACAUCACCUCUCUGGAUGUGGCGGAUGUGGGGGAAUUUGGGUUAGCGGAGUUCCCUCAAUCCGCUCUCUGUGACUUCUUCGAUUUGUGGCUCCGGCACCGAAGCGUGCUCCCUGGGCUCAAGUGCAGCCAGGACCCUGUGGAAGGCCUACACUUCACGCCCUCCGUGGUCCCAGCGUUUCACCGAAGCCAGCUCGAGUUUCCGGAGCUUUGCCCCAUCAAGUCCUGUUGCGUCGGCGAGCUGUGCAGCAGCUUCACCACCUCAGUGACCUCAGUGGCGGGGGAUACGGCCUCGUGCCACACCCCUCUCAUGGAGAUGGGCGUCUACAACAUUAGUGUCGAAUUCUGGGAUGGCUCGAGGCUUUUUGCUCCGAAGCAGCUCUCCGUCAGAAAGCCCAGCUCUGGCUUCUACGCAGAGCGCAUGGUGGAGUCUCAGGCGUACCCACAGAGCAUCUUCAAGGAUUGGUCAUCGCAGAUUUACCACUCCGGGAGGUGGAAACAUCCUUGUUGUGAUAUGGUUGCAAUUGGCUUCGAUCUUGCUGUCAUGGGGCGGCUGGAUUCCAACCCUACAGUAGAUACAGCCACGUGCCAAGUUGGCGAAUUUUAUGCCGUCCCGGCCCCCAUCGAGCACGAGAGGCCUUUUCCCAAACCGGUGCGCUUCAUGGCUCUGCGGUGCUUCGAAGGGACAGCCGGGGAAGAUGGGGAAGAAGCGGACGGUAGCAGCUGCGAGCUUCCAAGGCUCCCCCACCCGAAUGCGUCUGAUGAAGCUGCUGAAGAUCCUGGAGCUCCCACAUGGAACUGGCAGCAGAAGGUGAACGCUUACGUACAAGCUGCCAAGGAGGCUGCGACUGCUGGCGGUUUACCUGCAUUGCAGAUUCUGCGACGGGCCUUGCAGAAAGCCGGGCUUCGAAGUCAACAUCCACCUGAGAAGAAGCAGUGCGAUGAGGCGGACACGGUGGACCGCUGGGGUCGCUGCCACUGGGCGUGGGGUGCCUCAGCAGCUUCUGCGGGACCUUUCCUGGUUGCCGCAGGCUUUGAGGAGUUGGAGACUGGCUGGGGGGCGAACAAAAGCCGCAGGGGAGACAUCUUGGUUCUCCCUGCUUUCAACUUGACCUAUGGCUCCGACACAGAACUCUUUCACUUCUCAUGUGAUUCCGGCUACAUCGCCAUCAAGCAUUCUGACCAGGAAACAGCGGAGGGUGCCUGGGUCUCUAGUCAGUUCUCGAACUUAGGGAUGUUCGCGGAGAUGCUGGACAUCAACUCCUCGGGUACCCCGAGGCUAUACAGGCUGCGGGAGGAUGCUGAGCUUUUCCCAGAGCCAGAUGAGCAUCUGCAGGCAGUUCCUGUCAAACAUGAUGUGCUCAAAGGAACCAAGGCGCGCGAAGAUGUCCUGACGCAUUUUAGCCUAGCCAAGGCUGGCAGGCAUGUGCCAGACAGUGAGCUGUCGAAGUAUCCCUGCCCCAGCAGUUGGCUACCUUCCGUUUGGCUAGUGCACGGUGGCAACAUGCCUUCCCAGCUGAUCUCACUUGGCUUUGAUGCAUGGGCACCGCCUGAUCGCAGACCCUUGUGCUUUGAGCUGACACCAGAUUUCUUCUAUGACUUCGGCGUGCGGUGCUGCUACGAUGACGAGAACCAUUUCAUCACCAGCUGGCCUUCUGUCGUCAUCCACGGGGGUGGUGAGGCAACUGAAUGGACCCUUGUUGAGGAAAUUGAUGCAGAAGAGCUGCGAUUCCGGGACGACACGAUUACUACCAGCAGCACCACCACAACCACAACCAACGAUGUCCUUGCCUUUGCCGGGAUUGGGUCUGCGAUAUCCAUGCAUGCGGGGCGGGUAGAGAUCAGCUGGCCAAGCGCGAGCGUCACCAUUGGCGAUGCUGAAUCGAACAGCACCCCUGAGAGCACAGAAGGGAUCAACGGGAUCAACAUUACGUAUUUGUUGCUCUGUUCCGAGGAGGAGGAGCUGCUCACCAACUUUGCAAAGCUUCCAGAGGGAGCUCGGGAGAGCGAAGUUGCGGAGAAGCUGUUGGAACAGCGGACUGGAGUGGUGGUGUUCCCGCUGGGUGCUGCCCUGAAUGUCAGCCUCAACGGCAUGAAUCCUGGCUCCCACUUCUUCCUGGUGCUGGCUGUGGCAUUCCCAAUACCAGCGAUGUCUGGGGCGGCGGUGUCCAGCAAUCGCGAGGUUCGACGGGUGAUCAUUGCCGAUGAGGACCCCCUUUUAGUCUAG